CACCCUCGGCCUGUCGACUUCUCACCAUACUUGCCGCUUUACUACCAGGCCGGAACACCUACUGGCCCAGCAACCCUCUCUUUCUCCGCCGCCAUGGCGGAUUCGCAAUAUGCAAGCGAAAUGCGUCUGGGCCAGGAGGGCUACUGCGCUAUGCGCGACUCCUGUGGCUCCAAAGACUGGUUCGGCAAGCCCCUGCCGUGCCCAUACGACGGUCCUGCUUCGGAGGAUGAUGUCGACCGCGACCUCCUAGUUUCACUAUGUGGUGCCGAGUAUGCGGAAGGACCGACAUGCUGCACGACCGCACAGCUGGAGACCCUGCGUGACAAUAUAGGUCUCGCGGAAAACAUCAUUUCUUCCUGUCCAGCAUGCCGCAAUAACUUCCGCCAGUUCUGGUGCACCUUCACAUGUUCACCCGACCAGGCAACCUUCCUCAAUGUCACCUCGACCCAGGAGACACAAACGGGGCAGGAGGGCGUUAAGUCGUUUGGCAAGGGCUUCUAUGACAGCUGCAAGAGCAUACAGAUGGGUGCCACCAAUGGGUACGCAAUGGACCUCAUCGGAGGAGGCGCGAAGAAUUACUCCGCGUUCCUCAAGUUCAUGGGAGACGAGAAGGAUAUGGGCAGCCCUUUCCAGAUCAACUACCCGAACGAGCCCCCAGAGGGCAUGACUGUCUUCGACGCGACGCCGCGCAAGUGCUAUGAUGAUGACCUGAGUAGCCGGUGCGCGUGCAUUGACUGCCCAGAUGUCUGCCAAACACUUCCCGACAUCCCACCGCCAACGCCGGGCAUGACAUGCCAUGUCGGCGCCAUCUCCUGCCUAUCAUUUGUCCUCGUCCUUGCCUAUGGCGUUGCUGUGGCAUCCUUCAUCCUCGGGUACGGCCUACAGUUGACCAUCCGGAGGCGGAAAUCAUACGAGCGUGUUGCGCUAUCCACCGACGCUGCUUCGGAGCACGUCUCACCUCGCACACAUGCACGAGGCCUUGUUGGUGCGUCGUCCUUAGCACAGUACGUCGACGGCGAGGAGUCCUUAGGCACACAGUCGGAUUCGCGGAACCUCGGUCGUGGCGCGUCACUGCUGGACCCUAUCGAGACAGUGCAGCCUCGUCAAUAUCGACUGAACAACAUGCUGCGUCGCUCCUUCUACCGUCUCGGACUGAUCACUGCCUCCUACCCUUUCCUCUCGCUCUGCGGUAGCUUUAUAGUAAUCGGCGCCCUUCUCUCGGGUUGGAAGCAACUGCAGAAGGAGUACUUUGACGAGCACUUUGGACCAUUCUAUCGUCCCGAGCAGAUCUUCGUCACAGCGUGCCUGGGAGCUUAUUUGCCGAGCAGACGAACAUACGAUGUAUGCUUCAAGCCCGCAGGACCGGACGGGUUCUGCGUUGUUCAAUCCUGUCUGCCCGACUUCCAACAACCUCUGGCACCUCAGUACGUUCUUGGUGGGAUACCAGAUGGCGAUGAUCCCAAGAAGUACUUGGCCUCGGACGCCCUCGUCGUCACGUAUGUCGAGGUACAGGAGAAGGCGAUGGAGUGGGAGCGUGCACUGCGAGACUACCUACAACGUCUCAGCGAACGUGCACCCAGCGAGGCGGGGCUCGAGGAAGAGAUCAACAAGAGCACGAAUACCGACGUGAAGAUCGUAGUGCUCUCGUAUGUCGCCAUGUUCCUGGGUUGCGUCCUCCUCGCUAUCGUCAACUCGCUGGACGAACCCACCAUCUUCCCGCGGCUGCCCCGCAAGCUCUUCGUCGGGUCCAAGUUCUCGCUCGGGCUGUUCGGCAUCUUGCUCGUCAUCCUCUCGUGCAUGUGCUCCGUCGGGACGUUCUCGUUCUUCGGCGUGAAGGUGACGCUCAUCAUCGCGGAGGUUAUCCCCUUCCUCGUGCUCGCCGUCGGCGUCGACAACACAGAACUCCUCCACGGCCCGAACGCCGCAGCGGUGACACAGGGCUUUGGGUAUGGUGACGCGCCCAUGUCGCCGACGCAAUCCCGCCGCGCGUGUUGCGAGGCGCUUGCAAAGAUGGGCCCGUCUAUCUUGUUGAGCACCAUUACGGAGACGCUGGCGUUCGCACUGGGCGCACUGGUCCCCAUGCCUGCUGUCCGGAACUUCGCAUGUAUGCCGCAGGCAGUGACCGUCUUCGUGAGCGCACUAGCUUUGGACCUGAAGCGUGUUGAGGCCAGCCGAGUGGAUUGCUUCCCGUGCAUCAAGCUUCCUACUCGAAUCGCAUUGGAGGACCCUCCUACCGGCAGCGGCCUUGGAAUGAUCGCUCGGUUCAUACGCCGACACUACGCACCCUUCCUGCUCAAGCCUGUCGUAAAGUUUGUGGUGUUACUGACGUUCCUCGGGAUCUGCUUUUCGUCAAUCAUCUCGAUGCAGCACAUUCAGCUUGGUUUCGACCAGAGACUUGCGCUGCCGUCGGAGUCGUACCUGGUUUCCUACUUUGACAGCGUGGACUCCUACUUGGAGAUCGGUCCGCCGGUGUACUUCGUCGUGCAUGACGUAGACAAUAUAUGCGGUCGCUUCACCACCUGCGAUGACUUCUCUGUCGCCAACAUCCUCGAGGCCGAGCGUAAACGGCCGCAGUCGUCCUUCAUCGCUGAGCCGGCCGCUUCAUGGAUCGACGACUACUUCAACUGGCUGGACCCCGUUCAUGAGAAGUGCUGCCGGGUGCGCAAACGCAACCCCGACAUCUUCUGCAGGGACACCGACUCUCCGAGGCUCUGCGAGAUGUGCUACCAGGACCACGACCCAGCAUGGAACAUCACCAUGAAGGGUCUUCCCGAAGACGACGAGUUCAUGCGGUACCUACGGCAGUGGCUCAUCUCCCCCACGACGGAGGACUGCUCGCUCGCGGGCAAGGCGUCCUUCGGGACUGCACUCGCGCUCUCGGAGGACGGCUCGGACGUCGUCGCGUCACACUUCCGCACGUUCCACACGCCGCUCAAGUCCCAGGCGGACUUCAUCAACUCGUUCGCCGCUGCCCGCCGCAUCGCGGACGACCUCUCAGAGCGCACGGGCAUGUCCAUCUUCCCGUAUUCGCUGCACUACGUCUUCUUCGACCAGUACGCGCAUAUCAUUGCCAUUACGGAGCAAAUCCUAGGAUUGGGCCUGGGUGCCGUCUUGUUGGUGACGGCAUUGAUGCUUGGUUCGUGGCGUACUGGGCUCAUCGUGACGGGUGUCGUCGCGCUCACCGUGGUCAGCGUAAUGGGUGUCAUGGGCGUGUGGGGCAUCAUGCUCAACGCGAUCAGUCUGGUGAACCUGGUCAUCUCGUUGGGCAUCGCGGUGGAGUUCUGCGCGCACGUCGCCAGAGCAUUCAUGAGUGCCGGGUCGGAGCGGGACGAGCGGAUGUGGACCGCCCUCGUUGACGUGGGGCCAUCGGUGCUGUCUGGCAUCACAUUCACGAAACUCAUCGGGAUGUGCGUCCUCGCGUUGACUCGUUCGCGCUUCUUAGAGAUAUACUAUUUCCGCAUGUGGAUCACCCUCAUUGUUUCUGGGGCUCUGCAUGGGCUUAUCCUGCUACCCGUCGUACUCAGCUUCGCGGGAGGACCAGGGUUCCCACUGGAAGAAGCAGAUGAAGAAUGGAUGUCGCACGCAAUACGGCAUGACUAUGAAUACACGCCUUUCCUUGCAGAUGAUGACUCAAUAGCCAGCGACUAAUGCCUAAUACCCGCUUUUGGACACACGAGUUAGAUUAUCUGUACAUUUAGCACAC
Messenger RNA from Fomitopsis serialis, 3703 nucleotides. Its product is annotated as patched family-domain-containing protein. The record is from RefSeq and is a predicted model, not a curated record. The transcript has 18 exons. Lineage: Eukaryota; Fungi; Basidiomycota; Agaricomycetes; Polyporales; Fomitopsidaceae. Bases 94 to 3648 code for a protein of 1184 amino acids. Gene Ontology annotation, cellular component: membrane.